Molecule: messenger RNA, 1034 nt
Organism: Cuscuta europaea
Lineage: Eukaryota; Viridiplantae; Streptophyta; Magnoliopsida; Solanales; Convolvulaceae
Source: the annotation of a GenBank genome assembly
GGCUGCAAGGGACACCAAUAAAAACCAAAUUCCCUCCCACAACAUGAAACUAGUGCAAUCUCUGUGGCAAUAUAACUCAUCCAUCUGAUCUUCAUAUAUCAUCCGAUCAACCACACUGUCGCCUCCACUUUUUGGAAAGAAAAUGAGAGUUGAUAGCUUCAAAAGAGAGUUUUCUGAUGAUUUCUGCAUUGCUGAAGAAAGUGGGAAGAAGGGAGGAGGGAGAAUGGAUAGGAAGAAAAGAAGCCCAGAAGCUCAAGAUGACGGAGAGUACAAAUCCAAGAACCUUCAAGCCGAAAGGAGGCGCCGUGAGAAGCUCAGCCAAAGGCUCUUAGAGCUUCGAUCAUUAGUCCCAAACAUCACAAAUAUGACUAAAGAGACGAUAAUAACAGAUGCCAUAAGUUACAUUGAGGAGUUGCAGAGCAAUGUGAAGGAGCUAAGCAGCCAGCUUUUAGAGAAUGGAUCAAGUUCUGGUGAGGCGGAAGUGAAACCAGAGUCUGAAAAUGGGGGUUAUGAGGAGAAAACUGACACUCCUAAAGAAGGGGAUAUGAUGGAUUGUGGGAUUGAGGCGGAGAUUCUUGUGGCUCCCAUAUCACAAAACAAGCUCUGGAUAAAAGUAGUCUGCAAGAACGGAAAAGGUGCUUUUACUAAACUGAUGGAAGCCAUGAAAGUUAUUGGAGCUCAACUCAACGACACCUCUGCAACCACCUCCAGAGGUGCCCUUCUUGUUACUUCAACCCUCGAGUUGAGUCAGAGUGGACCAGAAGAGGCUCAUAAAGCUGAGGAGUUCUUGAAGCAGAUUAUCAAGAACUUAUAAGAAAGACUGAAUUUCGUCAGAAGAUUGGAUGGAAUGUUAGAUCAUUGUUUUCAUAAAGCUUGAUCCGAAAAAUAAAGUGAGGAACAAACAUGAUCAAAGUCAUAUUGUCAUAUACUCAUUGUAGUAAUAGCAUCUUUGCUUUUGUUUUGUUUUUCAUUAACCAAUGUUCUCACUUUACAGAUCAGCAGUUAUAAUUAACAUAAUCAUAAUCAUACUGUUA